UCGUCCGAGUUAUUCCUAUCUCCAGUUGCCUCCUCGUUGCAGCAGUGAGUGAUUGCAGAUUGCAUAGUUGAACAUUAGCGAGAUUUCUUUGGGAGUUGCUGUUCGGAACAGAAGGAACGUUUUGCUGUAUAAGAGAGGAGAAGAGGAUUGAAAUGUCUUUUCCAAGUCGUUAUGUGAUGUCUAUAUUGCUGUUGGCAUCAGUUGUGCUACUACUUCAGAAAUUUACGGCUGGAAUCAACGUGUAUCGGCCGUUUGGUCGCAACUGGCACGUUCAGUCUGCGUUCAGGAGCGGCUCCCCAGGGUACGAACCUUGCCCGCCCAUCCCCGAGCAGCCGUACGUCUCUUGUGCUGAGGUGAAGUCGAACUGUCCUCCCGGCACGCGCUGUUAUCCGCCCCAAGUCCGUCUUCCCGAGCCAUGGUACAUCCCCAGCCGAUGCCGCCGAUACUCUCCGCCUAUUUUGUGUGUAGUCAAUGAGGAAGAAUAG
This is a messenger RNA of Lingula anatina, 485 nucleotides long. RefSeq lists its product as uncharacterized. Lineage: Eukaryota; Metazoa; Brachiopoda; Lingulata; Lingulida; Lingulidae. The record is from RefSeq and is a predicted model, not a curated record.